Molecule: messenger RNA, 2387 nt
Organism: Drosophila grimshawi
Lineage: Eukaryota; Metazoa; Arthropoda; Insecta; Diptera; Drosophilidae
Exons: 1
Source: RefSeq, a predicted model, not a curated record
AUGUUCAUUCUAACGACAAUCUCUAUUGGUCUGAGCUGUGUGCUUGCUCUGCUUAGCCUGGCGCUGCUGCUGCUCAGCCGCAAGUCGGCGCUGAUCUUUGGCAAAUAUCCGUGCAAGGGUAUCUUCUACAAGCUGAAAUAUGUGAUUGCACUGGGUGUGCUGCGCCAGCUGCGCUACCGCAUCUACAAGCGUAACGAGGAUUUGCUCAGCUCAGCAACUCAUCUGGCCACGUUGGAUCGGCCCCAGCCGUUGACCAAUGAUCCGAAAAGUUAUGAUGUGAUUAGCUUAAUGGCCGCGAAUGCUGCUGGCCAGAAGCUGAUGGUCACGCUGGAGCGUCGUAGGAGGGGUGUGCUGAAAGCAGCUCUAUAUCUAUAUCUUCCCGCUAGCGGCUUGUACAGUCUGCCCAAACUGCCGGACAUGGUGCACUUCACCAACGAUGGCAGCGAUGAGAGCACCGAAUUUCGUGGUGCCGGCUUUCAUCUCUAUCCAUUGGCCUCCAUGCGCCACUGGCAACUCAAAUUUGAUGGGCAGCUACGUAAGGAGUCCACGGCAGCAGAGCCCGAACUGCUGGCUGUGCAGCUGGAUCUGAGAUUCAUCAGCACCCAGGAUCAUUUCAAUUACAAUCGGGAUCUGAGCUCCACGCUCAUUGCCGACUCGAUAGCUCGCGAGGCAUGGAACGAAGGAUUCUAUAGCAUGAUCAAGUGCGUUGGCCACAUUGUCGAGAAGCGUACGCAUUACGAGCAACAUGGCCAGCUGGAUGGCAGCAUUGUACUGGACGGACGACAUCUGCCGUGAAAUUGCGCGGCUUUCGGGAUCACAGUUUGGCACCGAGCGCUGCUGAGCACCAUUAAUCGCUAUGUGUAUUUUGCAUUGCUGCUGGACGAUGGCAGCAGCAUGGCUGUCGGCAAUCUUAGCCAGCCCUCGUUCUUUCUAUCCUCGCUCAAGGUGGGCUACGUUUGCACACCCGACGGCGUCUAUCAGCCGAUUACGGCCAGCAAUUUCGAGUUGUACUCGUACGGGGAGAAGGGUACACCGCCACAGCAUCAGAACUUCAUAGUGGACACCGCGCAGCAAACGUAUCUGGUGCAAAUACGCGUUGAGCACAGUGCCGUGCGGUAUGUGGGCGGCGAUUGGGAGUCGAAGGUCUACAAUCAGUUUGUGGCCUGUACCGUUAAUGGCAUCAGUGGCCAGGGACAUGCCGAAUAUCUCUAUAGGCACAAUAAUGGUCGGCCCCAGGUAAUUGCCGACCAGGAUCCGCAGUGGUAUCAGCGCAUUAAGCGCUACGAGCGUAGUCUAAGCAACAUGGAGAAUAUCAGCGAUGAAGAUUUUAUAUUCUAAGUCAUACUUUACUAUGUACAUACAUGUAUGUAUAUAGUACAUACUAACUUUAUCAUUUGAUUACCCAUGUGAUAAAUAUUUUUUUGUUUAUUUUAUAAUAGUAAAUUAAAUAAAAGCAGAUAGCGAAUUAUAUAUAAAAAAAAUAUAGAAGCUAUUUACAACACGAGCCCACAGAGCAAUAAAUAGAACAUUCGAUUUAUUCUCUUGGCCCAGAUCCCAUUAUCGAGAAAAAUAUUGUUACUUCAGUGGCAGUAAGGAGCAUUUCCGACUAUAGUUUAUAAAUUCUUCAGCAAUAUCAAAAACCGAUUCCAUUAAGCUUCAUUUUAAGUCUUUUGGUUCCCAUACGAUAAAACAUCGCACAGUACAUUCAGCGUAACUAAAAAUUUUCCUAAAAGAACUUAUAAUUUUCAAUGGUCUCCCGACAUAUUCAUGCGGUUAUUGGAAUAUUGUCGCGACAUUUUCAUGCCGAUUCAAGUGUUUUCUAGAGAGAUACGUCUUUUUUCAAUAACGCAAAAAAUAAAUUAAAAAAAUAAAUAAAUAAACGUAAAUAAAUAAAUAAAGUAGAUAAUAUAUGUUUGUAGAAUAAAUGCCAAUUUCCUAAAUCAACUAUGCGAAAAGUGUAGUUUAUAAGUGACGAAACAGAGUGGCAUACAAUUUUGACUUAAUUAUUGUCCAUUCAAAUACAGUUUGACGUCUGGUUAAACAUUUGAGUCAAAACCUAUAAGUGGUGAUAAUUGUGACCAACUGUAACAAUUUCAUUAAGAUGAGUUAAGAAAAAACGAAGGAAUUUACGAUAUAUUUGUAUUUACCAAAUCAUACAGCAGGAAAGCAAGCAUUUUCUAUUUAAUUAUUGUUAUCUUGCAUAUAAAUUGUAGAAUUGAUAUAGUUUUAUUUGUGGACCAUUCAAAAAGUUAUCUAAAUAUUUAUAAAUAAAAUAUGUCGCCCUCCACUUGAGUGGCCACGGGGUGUCUGGGGGGCAUGCCAGGCAAUACGGGAUAAGAUUAGAAAAUCAUAUUGGAUUUGCUAUCAAUAAAUAAAAAAAAAACCAA